CUUUCUUAUUAGAAGCCUCACUUCGCCAACGCGCAAAAUUCCCGGGCCUUUUCUGGCACGACUCACUCGACUAUGGUAUUUCAGGCGUGUGGCCCUCGGCGGCUUCGAACAAGAGAAUAUCCAACUUCACCGAAAAUACGGCCCGGUGGUGCGUCUCGCCCCAAACAUGUACAGCAUCGACAUACCAGAAGCGGUAAACACAGUAUAUGGCAUCGGCUCGAAACUACCAAAAUCAGAAUGGUAUGACGGAUGGAAACAUCCAAGUCCAGAUGCGUGGACCAUGUUCCCAGAUAAAGAUAUUAAACGGCAUGCCCAGACAAGAAGGGUAUUUCAAGGCCUGUACAGCAUGUCCAGUCUUGUCAGCUACGAGAAAUACGUGGACGAAUGUGCAGAUGUCCUAGUAAACCGCCUAUCCAUAUACUCGAAAAGCCGUGAGUCCAUUAACAUGGGCCACUGGUUCCAGUGUUAUGCAUUCGACGUUAUCGGGAAUAUUACAUUCUCCAAACCGUUCGGUUUUCUCGAUCGUGGAGAAGACGUCUCUGGUCUGCUACAGGCUCUGCAUAAAGUCAUGGCUUACUCUACUCUUAUUGGCAUUUUCGCUUCCCUUCAUCCCUACGUAUUUGCUGUCACCAAUUUCUUCGGCAUUGGAGGGGCUGCUGGACGUAUGUACCUCGCCGGAUAUGUGAAAGAGCGAAUCCGCCAAAGAAAGGCUGAAAAAGAAAUAAGCGAAGAAAAGGCAAUAUCGCAUGCGGACGGGUCUCCCGAGGAUUUCCUGGAAAAAAUCAUGAUUAAAAAUAAAGAUGCCCCAUCCAAGGUAACCGACUAUCAUGUUUUUAUGAUGAGCAUGUCCAACAUUAUUGCCGGCUCCGACACCACUGCCAUCAGCCUAUCGGCCAUUUUGUACUAUCUUCUCAAAUAUCCAGAAGUCAUGAGAAAACUCAGAGAAGAGGUUGACCAAUCUACCUCCGCCGGUGACCAUUUGAGCUUCAAAGAGAGUCUUGAAAUGCCAUAUUGGCAAGCAGUCAUGAAGGAAGCAUUACGUCUCCAUCCCGCCACUGGACUUCCUCUUUGGAGAACUGUCACUGAGGGUGGACUGGAGCUGAAUGGACAAUUCUUUCCAGAAGGAACAACUAUUGGCCUGAAUACAUGGACCGCACACUACAACGAAGACGUAUUUGGCAGAGAUGCCGCAGCAUUCCGACCAGAAAGGUGGCUGGAAGCUGAAAAAGAAGGAGGUGAAAGGAUAGGACAGAUGAACGCAUACUACUUGCCGUUUGGCUUGGGAUCCCGGACUUGCAUCGGUCGACACAUUUCCUAUCUGGAAAUGUCAAAGCUUAUUCCACUGCUUAUCAAAAACUUUGACUUUGAGCUACAGGAUAGGCAAAGGGAUUGGAAAACAACAAACUACUGGUUUGUCAAGCCGAACAACUUUGAUGUAACCGUCAAAGCAAGGACAGCCGUAUAAGAAUAGCUAAACAGGGAGAGGAGUGUGUUUCUUAC
Trichoderma harzianum CBS 226.95 is the source of this 1500-nucleotide messenger RNA. RefSeq lists its product as hypothetical. The transcript is spliced from 2 exons. The record is from RefSeq and is a predicted model, not a curated record. Gene Ontology annotation, molecular function: monooxygenase activity; iron ion binding; heme binding. The coding region runs from base 167 to 1465 and encodes 432 amino acids. Lineage: Eukaryota; Fungi; Ascomycota; Sordariomycetes; Hypocreales; Hypocreaceae.